Molecule: messenger RNA, 1192 nt
Organism: Pararge aegeria (speckled wood butterfly)
Lineage: Eukaryota; Metazoa; Arthropoda; Insecta; Lepidoptera; Nymphalidae
Exons: 2
Coding region: 285-1160 (291 amino acids)
Source: RefSeq, a predicted model, not a curated record
AGGCCGGGUUCCCACUAUGCCGGACCGGCAGAUCUCCCGGUCCGGUAAAAUUGCCGGAAGGCCUAGUGGCGGUACAAAUUGUAUGAAGCUAUUCACAUGAUCCCGAGUCUGGCUUUUUCGCCGAGCCCGGCAUUUUUACCGAGCGUUUUGUCACUACAAAAUGCCGGCAAAAUCACCGGACCGGAAUAAUGUGAACCAGUUCGACCCGCGUUCCCCGCCCCGCCCCGCCCGUUCUCCCCGCACUUCAUUCGGCUCGCAUUUUCUGAGUAAAGUAGACGUGUAGCAUGAGCGACAUACAAAUAGAAACUUUAAUUACGCUUGUCCAAGAGAGACCUGUUCUGUGGGACAAGACCGAAGAUGUCUAUAAAGACAAAAACUUAAAGUUAGCAGCAUGGCGUGAAGUAUGUUUAAUACUGAAACCAAACUUCGAUGAACUGGAAGAAAAAGAAAGAAAACAGUACGGAAAACUGGUUUCAACUAAAUGGAAUAAUAUACGAGAUUCAUGGCUUAAGACGGUGAAAAAACAAAAAGAUGAGUCUAAAUCUGGAUCUUCGGCCAAAAAGACACGAAAUUAUUUAUAUCACGAGCAAUUAAUGUUUUUGAAAAAGGUCUCCGAACCUCGACCGCCUCAUGAGUCGGGUUCAAAAAAAGCAAGAACCGAGACUGAAGUAGGCAUGGAAUCAGAUUUUCGUUCAUCUUUAAUUAAAGAUAAAAGAACAAUUGAUAAUAAAGAAGUAAAUGAGAAGAUGUCAAAGUUUUUGGAUUCCAGAAUGAACCCAGAAAAAGAAAACCAUCAUCUUUCUUUUUUCAAAGGCAUUAUACCAGUCUUGAACACUUUAACUAUCGAAGAGACUUUAGAAUUUCAAGCCAGCGUCCUGACAAUGUUGCAAAAAAUUAAAAGUAGGAAUUAUGAGAGAGAGAAUUACGGACAUUGGCGUCAUUAUAAUCAGAUGACCGGACCAGAUCAGUAUACUCGCUCUGGAUACUACACACAUCCUAAUCAACAGGCGACACCUACGCAAGAUCAACACUCUGGAUACUCUACAACACCUAUACCAUCAACUUCUUCCCAAAUUCCAGUGAAUCCAGUUUCGCCAACAGCAUCUACUCAUUCCAUAUACUCCCAAGAGUCAGAAUAUUUAGAUUUUGAAGGGUUUUAAAUUUGAGUACAAAUAAAUACUUAAGUGACUAA